CAUUGCAAAUUUGCAACAUUCUGAACACUAAACAGUUUGAACUUUGCUAAUCUGAUUGAGCUGCAGCUCCAAACAUAGUCAACUCACUCUCUCCAUAACAAUGGAGGAAGACAGGUUGAAUUCGCCCCAUACUUCAGCAAUCUCACUUGAAAUUUUUGGUCAUCAACUUCAAUUUUCUCAGGACCCCAAUUCCAAGCAUCUUGGUACUACUGUGUGGGAUGCAUCCAUGGUAUUUGUCAAAUUUCUGGAAAGAAAUUGCAGAAAGGGUAAGUUUUGCCCUGCAAAAUUGAAAGGAAAACGUGUAAUUGAACUUGGAGCUGGUUGUGGAGUAGCUGGAUUUGGCAUGGCGAUGCUGGGAUGUGAUGUUGUUACAACGGAUCAGGUUGAAGUUUUGCCACUGCUCAUGAGGAACGUUGACAGAAAUACUUCAAGAAUCUUGCAAUCACAUCUGCAGACAAUAUUCUCCUUAUCAGGACCCAAAACUACCAUUUUGUUGGGAUAUGAGAUUCGAAAUAUGGUUGUUCAUGAACAAAUGCUUCAAAUAUGGAAGAGCAACUUUGAGGUGAAAACUGUCCCGAGAGCAAAGAUGGACAAUAAAUAUCAACAUCCCAGUAUCCAUCUUUACAUUAUGGGGUCAAAGGCUCAACAACUCGAAGUGGAGAAAGAGGGCCAGCACCAUGAUGUAGAGGUCCCAGAAGUUGGAUCUACAGAUAAGCAUGGAAACGAUGAGGAUUCUGAGAGUUGCAGUGGAGUAGAUGAGUCAGAAGAUUGUUCGAGUAAGGAAGUUCUCGAGGACACAAAAAAAGGAGCAGGACUUGAAGGCGGGAAACUUGAUGACUGGGAAGCUAGAAGAUGUGGUGCUAUGGCUGCUCGACUUCUACGAGACAUCAAGAUUACUUAAAGCUUCAGGCGUUUUUAUGUAUAAGUAUUUCUUCUUGCUUCUACGAUGCAGAGUUGCAAGUAGUUUUCCAUCAGUUAAAAACUAUUUGCCUCUUUCUGUUUCAUUGCUGUGUUGCAGACAAGUCGGGAGAGUUACAAGCAAUUGCCAUUAUAUUCUAGCUCACUAGCCAGCUCAAUUUGAUGUUCAUUUAGGAAAAUGGGAUCCUUCGCGACUAUGUAGAAGACAACCUCCUUGGCAUGACUCUCUUAUGAAUUAGAGAUGAGAGCGGCACUUCCCAAAGCUUGCAUACAUUAGUGAUUAGUUAGCCAGAUGAGUUAAUAUUAUGCCACCAGUUGAAUGGGCCUGGACAUUUCAACAUUUCUGUGCUUCUUAGUCAGCUGUUGUUUUAGCGUUUCUUUGUUCUACUCAUGGCAGUAGAUUUUUCUGCUGCCAUGUAGACAAAGUGUUUAAUCAGAAGUCGGUUAUUGUGGUAAUGUAAGACCAAAAUGGCUAAUAAUACCCUGUUUUUUCUUUGCA
Papaver somniferum (opium poppy) is the source of this 1417-nucleotide messenger RNA. Its product is annotated as protein N-lysine methyltransferase METTL21A-like. Bases 101 to 901 code for a protein of 266 amino acids. NCBI's taxonomy places the organism in Eukaryota, Viridiplantae, Streptophyta, Magnoliopsida, Ranunculales, Papaveraceae. The transcript is spliced from 7 exons. The record is from RefSeq and is a predicted model, not a curated record.